Leptidea sinapis is the source of this 2737-nucleotide messenger RNA. RefSeq names its product IQ and ubiquitin-like domain-containing protein. The transcript has 6 exons. Gene Ontology annotation, cellular component: acrosomal vesicle; motile cilium. The coding region runs from base 99 to 2648 and encodes 849 amino acids. Gene Ontology annotation, biological process: cilium assembly. The record is from RefSeq and is a predicted model, not a curated record. Lineage: Eukaryota; Metazoa; Arthropoda; Insecta; Lepidoptera; Pieridae.
CAUGCAUGAGGCGGAUGCGGUACCACCUGAAGGACUCAACACACUUGUCAGAUUCUGCGAACAUAAUGGAUGGGAACUGAUUGUGUCAACGGACUCCAAUGCCCAUCAUCCGCUAUGGGGAAUGGAAGCAAACAACAAUAGAGAGGGACCGGAACAAAAUGAUUGGAAUCAUUCAAAAAUCGGACUGCGUUAAGGGUGUGGUCAGUUGUCAGUGUGAAUUGGGUCGAGAGAAGUUGAUUACAGCACCACCAUUCAAAUGUUUUACCACCUCGAGGGAAGAUCCGUCAUCAAGAUAUAAAACUGCACCCUGUGCUAGAGAUGCAGAAAAAUUUAAAUGCCCUACAAGUCACAUACUGACAACAUUCAAAUCUCCCCUUCAUCCCAAUGAAGUGUAUCAAAAAGUCUUCCCCGCUAAUACGCCAGUUCAAUAUGUUAAAAGAAAAUUGGCAAAACUGCUAUCAGUUUCCAAUAGCAAUUUACUGCUAGCCAAAAAUCGAGAUGUUCUAAAGGACACUAGUCUAUUAUCAGAUUUAAAUCCUGAUCCCCAAGGGAAUCUAGCAUUAGACGUAUACACAAAGGAUGCUGAAGAGUUUUCCUUGAAGGCUAUACCAAAUGAAUCCUUCGUCCAUGAACUUCUUCAAUCAAUCAUUCCAAAGAAGAAAACUAUGGCGUUCAUUGCGAUUAAAUUUAACAUUCGUAAUCAAAGCGCAAUAUUUACUAGAUCAUAUCACUCGAUCAUGAAAAUACAUGAAGUUAAAAAGAAUCUUGGUGGAUUAUUCCAAGUAGAUCCCAAUAAUAUAAUUUUACUAAGAGAGGAUCAUCCACUUAAAGAUCGAAUGGCACUUCUAGAUUUAGAUUAUGACAACUAUGGGAAUGUAGAAGUUGAGCUGUUAAUGAAGGAUAACGUAAAGUUGAAUUUGGACAAGCUUUAUAAAGAAAUUCCUUUAAACGAUAUCAUAUCGGUCUGCGUACCUUUCGGAUCGAGACAUAAACAUAUUAAUGUCGAGAUCUUCUCGAAGCCUAUGAAGAAACCAUUCCUAGGGGGUUUUAGAAAUGUCCACACAGGAGCUGUUUACCAUCAUGCCUAUACGCAGACACCGCAGAAGCCAGAAAAAUUGCUACCGGAGAACAAAACCUGCCGUGAUACACAAACUGCUGAAAUGCGAGAAAAAAUCCACGAUACACCGUAUAGUCGGGCUACUCAAAUGAAUACAGUCCAGGCUUAUAUACCAAACGUGACUGACAAAAUCGUAAUACCAAAGCCUUACGAAACGUACGAUGAGAUGAUAACAAGAUUGAAUCACGCUCAUUAUGCUACUGUGAUUCAGCGCAGUUUCAGACAUUAUCAAUUCAGACAAAAGGUCCACAAUUGGUUAAAUCAAUGCAUGGAGAGAAUUCGCAAAAUUAAAGAAGAAGAAAGAUUAGAGCGUGAAGCUAUUGAACGAAGACUUAAAAGAGAUUUGAUUACAAAAACAUAUCCGAAAACAAGAGAAGAUUUUGAUCAACUUUAUUCAAUGGUGGAUCGUUGGAAACACGCUGAAAUUGCAAGAAUAUCACAACUACAUUCUAAAGGGCCUAAGAUAGCUGAAUUUACACUUCUUUUAGACAAAGAAGUAGAGUUACUACGUUGUAUUGAAGAUUACAGAAUUAAAGUUAAGGAAGAUGUUAGAAAAAUUAAAGAAAAGAAGUUUUUAGAAGAACUAUCCAAACCCGUUGCGUGGUACGGGCGCGAUGGAAAACUCAUAACUAUGGACACUAUUGAAAUUCAGAGAGCUAGAAAACUUAAGGAAUUGUACUGUUCAUUUCUACGUGACGACAUGGAAACAAACGAAAGAAUGGAAUUACUUGUAGACAUGAAGUAUGCCUUACAGGAGUUUCGACAUCCUUUAGCUGAGGAUAUAAUAUCGCUUUUAGACAGAGAGUGUGACCUACUGAUUAGACGCUGUAAUGAUCACCAGCUUGCAUUUCUGAGGCGAAGAAUAUCAACGUCUAUAUUUCAAUUACUCAAAACAUCUGAACUCAAUUCGGGUGUAACAAAAUGUAAAGAUAUUCGAGACUAUAGAGAAAUGCAAAAUCAUAGAUUACACUUUUGCGAAAUGUGCCACCAAGUGAAAAUUUAUAAAGACUUCCCACUGAAUGCUAAAAUGACAGGUUUCUUUGUAUGUACAUCGUGUUCAUGGAAAGAUGUCAAUGAGAGAUCUUGGGUCGACAUGACUCCUUACAAAUUUAUAUUGAGGGCUGUCCAGCGCGAUGAGAGAAGGCGAAAAUGUUGGGGUUCGUUGGCAUUUGUUUUGCAAGAGAAGGAUAUAUAUUUCAUAGUAGAAAAGUUGUGGCACGCACACUCGGCUAUCAGUGAAUGCAGUGAUUUAUUUGAAUUGAGAUUAUGCCGUUGGCGAGUCGAGGAAGACUGGUCUCCAUGGAAUUGUUUUCUUGUAACCCUACAGGAAAUGAAGGCUCACAUUAAACUUGAACACCCAGAGGACGUCUACGACGAAGAACUUGUGCAGAAAGUGCUGACCAUACACAAACUGGCAAAGGCUGAUUUUGAGCAACUUUUAGUUGUAAAUAAGCACUUCACUGAGAGUGGUGAUUGGACUAACGUAAAGGCUCCUGCUGUAGCUAGAGUAAGUGCCGUCGAUAGAAUUUAAUUUAAUAACUCCUUUUUAUUUAUUAAAUUGCAAAUCAUGUUACAAUAUACAUACCUACUUUUUUACGUGUUAUUAGUAUUAACUUUUAU